Molecule: messenger RNA, 927 nt
Organism: Penicillium verhagenii
Lineage: Eukaryota; Fungi; Ascomycota; Eurotiomycetes; Eurotiales; Aspergillaceae
Product: protein kinase family protein
Exons: 2
Coding region: 1-927 (308 amino acids)
Biological process (GO): mitotic DNA damage checkpoint signaling; protein phosphorylation
Cellular component (GO): nucleus; cytoplasm
Molecular function (GO): ATP binding; protein serine/threonine kinase activity
Source: RefSeq, a predicted model, not a curated record
AUGAGUGCUGUGGAGACUCUGUCAGGUAUGGCGGGCGAUACGAACGCCACGUCAAUCACGGAAUGUCCAGGUGCCAUAAUCAUCGAAAAAGAGGACCCGGUCCCGUACGAGCCUCUUCUUGGCGAAAUAUUGGGUGAAGGCUCAACUUCCCGUAUCGCACGGGUGGCGCCAGGCGUCAUCAUCAAAUAUCCACGAUUUUCUUGGUGGCAUUCCAAGAAAACGGCUGAUAAGUGGUUCGUUCAAGACAUGAAGCGGAGUUUUGAGGUGGAAGAACGACUUCUGCAAAUCCUAGGACUACAUCCAAGAAUAAUAGAGUUCAAGGGCGUCUCAGAAGACCCAUUCAGAUUGUUAUUUACCGAAGCAAGCGAUGGGAAUUUACAGAACUACAUUGACCAGCAUUAUUCUGGCAUCGAUAUGUCGCUACGAUUUAAGUGGCGCACACAAGCCGCGGAGGCGAUCCAAUUCAUUCACCAAAAAGGUGUGAUACACUCUGAUCUUCGACCCGAGAACUUCUUGCUACACAAAGCCACCGGGAACAAGCUCGAUCUUCUGCUCUGUGACUUCGGGGGGUCGACAAAUGGAGAAAUAGAUGGUGGCCAUUUGCCCGAUGCUGGAUUUUUUAAUCCAUGCGAUCCGCCAGAAUCGACGGCAAGCACGGACAUUUUCAGUCUUGGUUCCAUUUACUAUACGAUAAUGACUGGCCAUUGGCCCUACCGGUCUCCAGGUCCGUUCAAGUCUCUGAAGGAGAUAGAGAAAUACCAAGAGCUGGUAGACGACCUCUUUGCCUCCAAAAGGUACCCGCCAGUCGACGGGUUGGAAGCUGGAGUUGUGAUACAAAGAUGCCGGACAGGAGAAUACUCUGACUUGAAUGCAAUUAUUGCAGAUCAGCGCUGGCAGUUCGAGACUCUGAUGCAAUGCAAAGAAUGA